GCCCUAACCUCAAUUCAAUCUUCUCUUUCACCCACCUAAAGAAAUGAUGAUAUGCUGAUAAUGUUCAUAUGCUCACUUAUUCUAUCCAAUUAUUCCUCUGCACUUCACUUCCCAUCUGCUUCUAUCCCUCAUUACAACUAGUCAAUUGCUGACUGAACUGACUUACUUAACUCAAUAAUCCACGCACUAUCAAUUGGCACCCGCAUCCGCAAAACCCGUAAUCUCCUUUUUAAACAUCCACUACCCGUACCGUACUACCACCAAACCCUCUCGAUUCACAUCAACAACAAACGCGACUUAGUCUCGAUACCCAUUAAACAGCUUCACGAAUGCCACACUUCGAAGAGAUGCCAUCGUUCUUAAAUGACGACACAGGAGGCUCUAUGUAUUCUUCGUCAUCCCGACCCCCAUUGGAUCUCCCCAGCCAUCUUCGAAAUUCACACGAAAAGCUAUCCCUCAAUGGUGCGAAUGGCAUAAAUGGUAUAAAUGGCAGAACCUCAACACAUGAUUCAAUAAGGAAUGGUUUGGAGAACGCCUCGGAUCUAUAUAUCGAUGGUGGUGCUGCGUCAAAUGGUCACUCACACCCUCACUCCAAUGGUAGCGGGACGACUGGCAGGCACCAAAUGAAUGGAGAUGCGCAUCAUGAGCCAACCUUGAACUCCUUACCAAAUGGUCGAUCCAGCGCAGGUAGUUGGGAUUACAGAUCUCGUUCUUCGAUGAAUGGCAGUACAUAUUCGGUAAAUGAACAACCCAAUGCUUCAUCCCAGAAUGGAAGGAGGAGUCCAGGUCCUGCAAAUGGCUUUAAUAGGUUGUCAAAUGGUGCUGGAGAUAGAAACUCUUAUGCAUCAACAAAUGGAACCAUCUCCAACGCUACCGUCGACUCACCACGACCAAUCACCACGAGUGAUAGCGAACACCAAAAUCGAAUUUCGAGUCCUCAAUCACAACCACAUCCUCAGAGCACAGGUCCCUUAACUUAUCAAUCACCUUUAUUACCUUCGACUCCAGUACCUACGAAUAAUUCAUUACCUACACCCGAAACGCCAGGUCGUUCCACAAGUACUUCACCACUGCCACAACCACAACUACAACCACAACAACCACAAAGAUUUUCUUCUCUUUCCUCGCCUCCAACAUAUCCACCGCCCUCUUCACCCUCACAAAACUCCCUUCAACACCCUGGCUCAACUCAGUUGAAGCAUCGACAUACACUAGAAGUACCUAAAGUGAGUUCGGGUAGAAAUUCAAGGGAUGGUAAUGACGCGGUCUUUACGAGUGGAAGAUUCUCUCCAACUUCGGUAGCUACAGCAGGUGCUAGACGUGGAUCCUCAAGUAUCAAUAGACGAAAUACACAAUCGAUACAUUCUAAUAUGCCUCACGAGGAGGUUCCUCCGGAUGAGGAUGCACUUAGAUGGGCAGAAGCUGUACGACAGAAGCGUGCGAGUAAGAGAAGAAAGAAGGAUGAGGAAGAUGAUGAUAGAGUGGUUGUGGGAACGAAAGUUGACCAAAACCAUGUUAAUUGGGUUACGGCAUAUAACAUGUUGACGGGCAUUCGCUUUACCGUUUCGAGAACGAACGCGAAGCUGGAUAGACCAUUGACUGAUGCGGAUUUCGAGGCCAAGCACAAAUUCUCGUUUGAUAUUACUGGGAAUGAGUUGACCCCAUCUGCAAAGUACGAUUUCAAAUUCAAGGACUACGCGCCAUGGGUAUUUCGAAGUCUUCGGGCAAGAUUCAAGUUGGAUCCUGCAGAUUAUCUCAUGUCAUUGACAAGCAAAUACAUUCUUUCUGAAUUAGGAUCACCUGGAAAGAGUGGAAGUUUCUUCUACUUCUCGAGAGAUUACAAAUAUAUCAUCAAAACGAUUCAUCAUUCCGAACAUAAGUUCCUGAGAAAGAUUUUGAAGGAUUACUACCACCAUGUGGAGGACAAUCCUAACACACUUCUAUCCCAAUUUUAUGGACUUCAUCGAGUGAAGAUUCCUUAUGGAAGAAAGAUUCAUUUUGUGGUCAUGAACAACCUGUUCCCACCACACCGCGAUGUCCAUCAAACCUUUGAUUUGAAAGGAUCAACCAUUGGUCGAGAUUUCAAAGAAGAGAACCUAGAACAAAACCCUCGUGCUACGCUCAAGGACUUGAAUUGGCUUCGACGAAACCUUCACCUGGAAUUUGGGCCGGAGAAGAGACGAGUCUUCUUCGAACAAAUGGAGAAGGAUGUAGCAUUAUUGCAAAAACUGAAGAUUAUGGAUUAUAGUAUGUUGGUCGGAAUACAUGAUUUGACUAAGGGGAACGAAGAAAAUCUACGGGACAAAACUUUACAAGUCUUCCAGCCCGGGGGAGAUAGCCCAGUAGAUGAUUCUGGACCACCUGGACCUUUAAUGAGAACUCCUAGUAAACUGGAGAGUGCUAGGAAAGCGAGAGAAUUACGCCAGAUCAUCAAGCAGGAAAAGCCAAUUCCAAUGGGUCAAAGCAGUUCACGAAUGCCGGAUGAGAUUGAAGAAGAAAACAAGAAAGAUUUCACAUUUUAUAGUGAUGAUGGCGGAUUCCGAGCGACACAUGAAGAUAAUAGUCCCGGAGAGGAAAUUUUCUUCUUGUCGAUUAUUGAUUGUCUUACUCAUUAUGGCACUCUUAAGAAACUCGAACAUCUCUUCAAGGGUCUCAAGCAUGAUAAGAAACUGAUUUCUCCCAUCAACCCCCAACCUUAUGGCAACCGUUUCAUCGAAUUUAUUGAGGGAAUUACAAAAUCUCAAGAAGAAGCCGCUCGAGAAGAAGAAUGUCCUCUCCCACCCGUACCCCACACAGACUCCAACCUUACCAUGGGUUCUACACGCCGACGUUCAAAUAGUGCACAUAUGCAUCGUACCGUCACAAACAACACUACCAUUCAACGUGCUGAAAAUGAAGCCUUGAGAACUGAGCAUGAUGGAAGACGAGAGCAUAUCGAACCUAGAACCGUAUCGACAGUUAGAAGCCCAAGUGCGGAAAGGACGAAUGGACUACAGGGACAGAUACUUCCAGUUGUCGAGGAAAUGGGAGAAGCGAGUAGUACAGGAGGAAGAAGUGGAAGGAGUAUUAGGAGUACACAUGAUGAUGACGAGAGAAGGCCAGCUACGCCUGCCAAAGAUUAUCCUCCCAGUUUGAAUGAUAAUCAAGGAAGACCGCAAAGUUUAAGGAGGAUGAUUAGCAGGAGUAGCUUGGAGAAACAAUUACCGCCUUUGCCGCCAAAUGGAAGAGGGGUGGAAGAGAAAGAUUCUGGGAUUGGGAUAGGGAGAUGAUUUGUAUAAACAGGGAUCGUUUAGCGAUGGAUACAAGAGGAGUGAAAUAAUACAUAGCAAAGUUGAUAAGGAGUAGUAGAGUUGGAGCAAUAGUCAGUAGGCGCAGUGCAGUAAGUGGAGGAUAAGAUAAGAUACCAUGAUACCAUCUAGCGAAUCGCCUUUUUUUACUUUACUUUCCUUUUACUUUCUUUCUCUCUGGGAGGUUUUGUGGGAUGGGAAACUUUCAUUGAAUCUUAAUCACUUUUUUUCUUUUACCUCUGCUUGCUUUGAGUUUUACUAGGACUGCCAUUGACUGGCUUGGUUGAUUUAGAGGGUCAUCAUCGUAUUCGUAGUCGAGUUUCUUUUGUGUUUGUUUACUGUGGACGUUGAUUGAGGGGGAGGGAAAGAGGAGAUAGGAGAGGAGCGGGG
Molecule: messenger RNA, 3677 nt
Organism: Botrytis byssoidea
Lineage: Eukaryota; Fungi; Ascomycota; Leotiomycetes; Helotiales; Sclerotiniaceae
Exons: 3
Coding region: 330-3269 (979 amino acids)
Biological process (GO): phosphatidylinositol metabolic process
Molecular function (GO): phosphatidylinositol kinase activity
Source: RefSeq, a predicted model, not a curated record